Molecule: messenger RNA, 3426 nt
Organism: Cucumis melo (muskmelon)
Lineage: Eukaryota; Viridiplantae; Streptophyta; Magnoliopsida; Cucurbitales; Cucurbitaceae
Exons: 4
Coding region: 57-2168 (703 amino acids)
Source: RefSeq, a predicted model, not a curated record
UGGUGGAGACGGGGACGGUGGUGGAGGUGAUUUGUAAACAUAGGGAGGUGGUGGUGAUGGAGACGGUGGCGGGGGAGACUUGUAGACAUAAGGUGGAGGUGGUGAUGGUGAUGGAGGGGGUGGUGAUUUAUAGACAUAGGGGGGUGGUGGUGAUGGAGAUGGCGGUGGGGGAGACUUGUAGAUGUAAGGAGGUGGUGGUGAUGGAGAUGGUGGUGGGGGAGACUUGUACACGUAAGGUGGUGGUGGAGAGGGAGAUGGUGGUGGAGGUGACUUAUAGACAUAAGGUGGAGGUGGUGAUGGUGAUGGAGGUGGUGGUGAUUUAUAGACAUAGGGGGGUGGUGGUGAUGGAGAUGGCGGUGGGGGAGACUUGUAGAUGUAAGGAGGUGGUGGUGAUGGAGAUGGUGGUGGGGGAGACUUGUACACGUAAGGUGGUGGUGGAGAGGGAGAUGGUGGUGGAGGUGACUUAUAGACAUAAGGUGGAGGUGGUGAUGGUGAUGGAGGUGGUGGUGAUUUAUAGACAUAGGGGGGUGGUGGUGAUGGAGAUGGCGGUGGGGGAGACUUGUAGAUGUAAGGAGGUGGUGGUGAUGGAGAUGGUGGUGGGGGAGACUUGUACACGUAAGGUGGUGGUGGAGAGGGUGAUGGUGGUGGAGGUGACUUAUAGACAUAAGGUGGAGGUGGUGAUGGUGAUGGAGGUGGAGGAGAUUUAUAGACAUAAGGUGGGGGUGGUGAUGGAGAUGGUGGAGGAGGAGACUUGUAGAUAUAAGGUGGUGGAGGUGAUGGAGAUGGUGGUGGAGGAGAGUUAUAGACGUAAGGAGGGGGUGGAGAGGGAGAUGGUGGUGGAGGAGACUUAUAGACGUAGGGAGGGGGUGGAGAGGGAGAUGGUGGUGGAGGAGACUUAUAGACGUAGGGAGGGGGUGGAGAGGGAGAUGGUGGUGGAGGAGAGCUAUAGACGUAAGGAGGGGGUGGAGAGGGAGAUGGUGGUGGAGGAGACUUGUACACAUAAGGUGGCGGUGGAGAGGGAGAUGGUGGUGGAGGUGACUUAUAGACAUAAGGUGGAGGUGGUGAUGGUGAUGGAGGUGGAGGAGAUUUAUAGACAUAAGGUGGGGGUGGUGAUGGAGAUGGUGGAGGAGGAGACUUGUAGACAUAAGGUGGUGGAGGCGAUGGAGAUGGUGGUGGAGGUGACUUAUAGACGUAAGGAGGGGGUGGAGAAGGAGAUGGUGGUGGAGGAGAGCUAUAGACGUAAGGAGGAGGUGGUGAAGGAGAUGGUGGUGGUGGAGACUUGUAGAUGUAAGGAGGUGGUGGUGAUGGAGAUGGUGGCGGGGGAGACUUGUAGAUGUAAGGAGGUGGUGGUGAUGGAGAUGGUGGUGGGGGAGACUUGUACACGUAAGGUGGUGGUGGAGAGGGUGAUGGUGGUGGAGGUGACUUAUAGACAUAAGGUGGAGGUGGUGAUGGUGAUGGAGGUGGUGGUGAUUUAUAAAUAUAGGGGGGUGGUGGUGAUGGAGAUGGCGGUGGGGGAGACUUGUAGAUGUAAGGAGGUGGUGGUGAUGGAGAUGGCGGUGGGGGAGACUUGUAGAUGUAAGGAGGUGGUGGUGAUGGAGAUGGUGGUGGAGGAGACUUAUAGACGUAGGGAGGGGGUGGAGAGGGAGAUGGUGGUGGAGGAGAGCUAUAGACGUAAGGAGGGGGUGGAGAGGGAGAUGGUGGUGGAGGAGACUUAUAGACGUAGGGAGGAGGUGGCGACGGAGAUGGUGGUGGAGGAGACUUAUAGACGUAUGGAGGGGGUGGUGAUGGAGAUGGUGGUGGUGGGGACUUGUAGACGUAAGGAGGUGGCGGUGGAGAUUUAUACACGUAAGGAGGUGGUGGUGGUGAUUUAUAAAUGUAAGGAGAAGGUGGUGGUGGAGACUUAUAAACAUAUGAUGGUGGUGGAGGCUUGUGAUGCUUAUACUUUGGUGGAGGUGGUGGUGGAGACUUAUAAACAUAUGAUGGUGGCGGAGACUUAUGAUGCUUAUAUUUUGGUGGGGGCGGCGGCUUGUGGUGCUUAUACUUCGGUGGAGGCGGCUUGUGGUGGCGGUAUUUUAGCGGUGGGGGAGGUGUGUGGUGACGAUACUUCGGAGGAAAAUUUGUGUGAUGUUGAUGCUUCGGUAAAUCAAAACCGAGUUCAGGUUUUUUGAUAGGUAGCAAAGCAUCAUCAAAUUGAGCAGCAACGACGGUGGCAGCAAUGAGGCACAUUGCCACUGCUGAGAGCAACUGAGGCCAAUGCCUCAAAGGUUUCAUAGUCCCCAUCUUCCGGCGAUGGGCGGAAAGCUAUUUUCUUCUAACACACAACACUAAAUGGUUGUUGAGUUGCAUUGCAUUACAAGGUAUGCUUCCUAUCCUUUAUAUAUUACUCACCAAUACCUUCUUGAUUGACAAACAUAAUGAUAAUUUAUUCCACGUAGAGAAGAGUACCACAUCUGACUCCUUCAAAUCAAUAUCUUUAUACAUUUUUUUAGUUCUAAAUUUGUUUUCUUCACCCUUAUUUAAUUUAAAUGUUCAACUUAAUUUUAUCAAUGCUGCUAGCUUUAAAAGCUUUUAUACUCUGAAAUCAAAAGCUUGAUCCAGAAUUAUAAGAGUUUUCAUGAUUAAGUUUCUAUUUUAGAUCAAAAUUUAGAAAGUUGUAUGCUCAUUUUGAAGUAGAAGCUCUUUAAUUACUACAUAAUAGAUUCUAGUAAAAUUGUGCAUUUGAAUCAAUAGUUAGAUGUCCAAAUGUGAAAAAACUUUGUGAGACAAAUUAUCAAGUGCAUUUGAUCAAGCAGUCAGCUAAUAUAGCAAAAGAAUACAGCAAAUACAUAGACCAAAGUAUAUAGCAAUACUUUGCCAUCAAGCCUAAAGCAUCAGCAAAACUUUGGCAAAUAUAUCAAUGUGUUUUGCUCUUUUGUUUAUGUUUUUUUGUUUUUUCAUUUGAAUACUUUGCUCUUUAUAUUCAUAUUCGUUCGAUAAUUUGUAAAUACAACAAUCAAACUUAAAAUACUAAUCGAUAUAAUACAAUACAAAAGAAUUUAUAAAUAUAGCAAAACUUAGAUUUAGCUCUUAGAAUGUAUUGUUGAAUGACUAUAUUGCUCGUAGAAAUCUACCGGUCCAUAAAUUUUUGUUGAUUCGUGCAAAGAAAGAGUUUUUAAUUCAGUGUUGCAUAAACAGAGAUCUGACUUUUUGCAAAAUUCAAUUGAAUAUUGAAUUUGAAACUUUAUGGUUACCAUUACCAACCACUAAGUUUAUAGAUUGAGAUGCAAUGGGGUGAACAAAUAAUAAUGCAUUUUGAGGCAUAAUUAAUUUAAGAGAAGAAAGUAAUGCACGUUCGUAGCUUAUCUUUGUUCCAAAAUAAUUACAUAAAUCACAAAUAAAAUUUAUGCUUCAAUUUAAUUUUAUUUUUUUCCCAUGUCGGUGAUAUAU